Molecule: messenger RNA, 3476 nt
Organism: Ahaetulla prasina
Lineage: Eukaryota; Metazoa; Chordata; Lepidosauria; Squamata; Colubridae
Gene: SPOCK3
Product: SPARC (osteonectin), cwcv and kazal like domains proteoglycan 3
Exons: 12
Coding region: 223-1542 (439 amino acids)
Molecular function (GO): calcium ion binding; protein binding
Source: RefSeq, a predicted model, not a curated record
GGGUGGGUUGAGGUAGCGGAGUCGGGGGGAGAAGGAGGGCCUGCGAGGCAGCGGCGGCCGGGAGAGCGCGCGCGCUGGGCGCAAAGGAGCUGAGUGGACGGCUGGCGGCGGGUUGCAAUAGCAUCCUCCUCACGAAAAGAUACCAUUGGCGGCGGCGGCGGCAGCAGCAGCAGCGAGCUGCCUUCUCGGUGGCUGGAGUCGGUCGGUGGAAUUUUCAGCAAGAUGUUCAAGGUAGCAGCCUUCGCCUGCGUGUGGGCAGCCGCUUGGUGCAAUCAAGCCGUGGAGUCGGCGGCGGCGGCGGGGUCGAUCGCUGCAGCCACGGCGACCGGAGCCGGAGGCAGGUCAGACAGCGGGAAUUUCCUGGAUGAUAAGCAAUGGCUUACGACUAUCUCCCAAUAUGACAAGGAGGUCGGACAGUGGAACAAAUUCCGAGACGAAGUUGAGGAUGAUUAUUUUCGUACAUGGAGUCCGCUUACAUCCUUUGAUCAAGCUUUAGACCCAGCUAAAGAUCCAUGCUUAAAGAUGAAAUGUACACGUCAUAAGGUAUGCAUUGCACAAGAUCAACAAACAGCUGUUUGCAUUAGCCACCGGAGACUGACACACAGGAUGAAAGAAGCUGGUUUAAGUCAUAAACAAUGGAGAGUUGGUUCUCUUUCAUCAAAAUGCAAACAGUGUCCUGUAAUUUAUACCAAUCCAGUUUGUGGAUCUGAUGGUCACACAUAUUCUUCUCAGUGCAAACUUGACUAUCAAGCCUGUGCCUCAGGAAAACAGAUCUCAGCUAAGUGUGAAGGACGUUGUCCUUGCCUUUCAGAAAAGUCUACAAGUGCAGGCAGAAGUGAUAAGAGAGCGUGUGGUGACUUGGAGUUCAGAGAAGUUGCAAGUAGAUUGCGAGACUGGUUCAAGACCCUUCAUGAAAGUGGAAUUCAGAAGAGAGCUAGGCUUUUGCAAAGGCCGGAAAGAAGCAGAUUUGAUACCAGCAUUUUACCAAUUUGCAAGGACUCUCUUGGCUGGAUGUUUAACAGACUUGAUACAAACUAUGACCUACUUUUGGACCAAUCAGAACUUGGAAGCAUAUAUCUUGACAAGAAUGAGCAGUGCACCAAGGCAUUCUUCAAUUCUUGUGACACUUACAAGGACAGUUUAAUAUCAAACAAUGAAUGGUGUUACUGUUUCCAAAGGCAGCAAGAUCCACCUUGCCAGACAUUGCUCAGCAACGUUCACAAACAGCAAGGGGAAAAGAAAUUUCUAGGACAGUAUAUUCCUUUAUGUGAUGAAGAUGGCUACUAUAAACCAACUCAGUGUCAUGGAACUGCAGGUCAGUGCUGGUGUGUCGACAGAUAUGGCAAUGAGGUAACAGGAUCCCGAACACACGGCGCUGCAGAUUGUGAUUUAGAGACAUCAGGGGAUUUUGCCAGUGGUGAUUUCCAUGAAUGGACAGAUGAUGAGGAUGAGGAUAUCAUGAAUGAUGAAGAUGAAAUAGAAGACGAUGAUGAUGAAGAUGAGGGUGAUGAUGAUGACGACGACCAUGAGGGAUACAUUUGAUUUUCUUAGCUGUGACUAAUUUGUCUCUAAAAUUUACAAGAUGCUAUCCCAGAAAAUUCUUCUACCUUCAGAGGUCAAAUGGAAUCAAAUCUACAUGUAUAUUUUGUAUGAUUAUUUGAAACACUGCAGCUGGACAUUCUUCGUUUAAAUGAAAAUCAUUAUAUUAUGUGUUGUUUUUAUAUACCACUUGGCAGAAGAAAAUGCACUGGAAUGUAGCCUCAAGGGGGAAAAAAAUAGAUAUUUGAGAUGUGUGAGGUAGUGGAAAACAAGCAAACCCCAAGGUAACUUUAAGGACAUCUGCUGUUUCAGAAUCUAUACGUAAAGGCACACUUCCAGCAGACCAGUGCUCCAUUAUAAAACAGCUUUGUCAUGGUGUAGAUCACAGAGACAUCUUUCAGACUCUGCAUGAGCAAGAGAAGGAAACGUUAACAUGUCAUCAGCUUAUUGUACAUUAGAGCAGCAGAGAAUCUAUAGGAGGACACGAAGUGCCAGGUACUCUCUUUCUGUUUUGAACUGUUACGUUUUCAAUUUCCAAAUUACUACGAUCUUGAAAUGAUGCGUGUUCAUUCUUUAAAGCAAGGGUGGGAAAACUCUGGCCCCUUUAUGACUUGUGGACUUCAACUCCCAGAAUUCCUGAGCCAGCAUGGUUGGCUCAGGAAUUCUGGGAGUCUUUUUUUUUAUUAUUUGCAUUUAUAUCCCGCCCUUCUCUGAAGACUCAGGGCGGCUUACACUAUGUUAGCAAUAGUCUUCAUCCUAUUUGUAUAUUUAUAUACAAAGUCAACUUAUUGCCCCCAACAAUCUGGGUCCUCAUUUUACCUACCUUAUAAAGGAUGGAAGGCUGAGUCAACCUUGGGCCUGGUGGGACUAGAACCUUCAGUAAUUGCAAGCAGCUGUGUUAAUAACAGACUGUCUUACCAGUCUGAGCCACAGAGGCCCAGAGUUGAAGUCCACAAGUCAUAAAAGGGCAAUAGCUAACCAACUCCUGCUCUAAAGCUUGCCUCCUAGUAACUACAUGGAGGGGCCCAUGUUGUUUAGGGAAAACAAAAUGAAAAUGUCUGCCAUAGACUUCCAGGAACCUUUUGAUUUCCCAAUCUAAUAUACUGCCAUAGCAUUCCCCCUUUCAGAAAUUAACCAAAGCUAAUCUGUUUAGCCUUUCUGAAAUCAACUAGAAAUAAAUUCAGUCAAUCGCAACAAACAGACAAACAAUUCCAACAAACAUUUUGUUCCUUUCUGAGUAAAGUUUCUGAAUAAAAAUUCCAUAAAGUUUGAGUUUCUGUGUUACUGUAACACAUGUCUGGAUGAUUGUUUUUGAACUAUGGCUUUUUUCAUUUUUAAAUGGUUCUAAACAUUUCUCUUCUAAUUUAUCCCUUUUUGCUAUUAGUUCAAAACUUAGAGGAGCUAUUGUAAGGUGCCUUGCAAAAUAGUAAUAGAAAGAUUUAUAGCAUGCAUACUGAAAUAAAAUUAUGAGGCAGUAGCCAAGCAUUUCCAAAUUCCAAAUUUUAUAUCACUGUAAGUGCUGCUGCUGUUAUGGAGAAUAUUUUUUUCUCCUCUGCCCCAAUUUUUACAUAAUUACCAUAUAGAAUGCAUUAUAAUUCUUAAAUAGAGUUGCAUUCACAAUUUGACUAUAGACAAAAUUAUUUUAAUCACUCUAUUUAUGUUAGCAUGUUAAUUGUGUAAACGUUUUGAGAUUCCACUACCUGCAUUCAUAUCAAAUUAUGGCUUCAUGCCAUAAUGAAAUUGAAAAACUCUGUGUAAUUAUGCAAGCAGUUGUUUAAUUUCAACUCUGCAUUAUCAUUGUCCCUAAUUUUUAAUCUGCAAUUAAUUGAAAUAAAGUUUCUUUGCAUUUGAUUAAAUAGAUUUAAUAUUAAAUUUAAUUAUUAUCAUGUAACAUUAAAAUACUGUUUUUCUUUUUAUGUUCCUGUAUAGUUUACAAA